Messenger RNA from Colias croceus (clouded yellow), 1417 nucleotides. Its product is annotated as cytochrome c oxidase assembly protein COX18, mitochondrial. Lineage: Eukaryota; Metazoa; Arthropoda; Insecta; Lepidoptera; Pieridae. The record is from RefSeq and is a predicted model, not a curated record. Gene Ontology annotation, biological process: mitochondrial respiratory chain complex IV assembly; protein insertion into mitochondrial inner membrane from matrix. Bases 294 to 1361 code for a protein of 355 amino acids. Gene Ontology annotation, cellular component: mitochondrial inner membrane. The transcript has a single exon. Gene Ontology annotation, molecular function: membrane insertase activity.
CUAAAAGCUUACAUGGCAGAUUUCCCACGGAAUGUUUCCAAAUUUAAUACUCAUUUUUAAAUACAAAUUUCAAAUACAAAUAAAAAAAACUUUCUGGAUGAUCUCUACAAAUUAAAUAUUGGAUGUUAUUUUAAUCACAUAUUCAAAAUGCCAAGGCACCAGAAUAAAAGAAAAACUUCCUCCAAGUGUCAUAGAUAAAUGUCAAUGUCAAUCAAAAUCAUUGACUAAUACUUAUGCUGUCAAAAUUCAAAACAAAUCAUUCAAAAUUUAAGUUCAAAUUGAAAUCUUAAAAAAUGAUUAUCAGACAUAUUUUAGUAAAGGAUUUAUCAAAAUUGUACUGCCCGAAUUAUCGAGCAUAUAGUGUACUGUGUAAUAUACAAAGACCAAAAGUAAUUAAAUAUGACAUAGGGAAUGAAAUCCCUCACCUGACAAGCCAUCGUCUAACCAAAAUUAAUAAAAGAUAUUUGUCCUUCGAAUCUGUGGUGAAAUGGCAACAAGAAACGUACAUGAGUAUAUCAAAUAGUACCAUGGUAAACGUCAUGCAGGAUGGUUUGCUUCAAUUUCAUGAAGUAACAGGUUUAUCAUGGUGGGCAGCAAUACUCUCCUCCACUAUUCUUAUAAGAGCGUUAAUUACUCUGCCUUUAUCAGUUUAUCAAAAUUAUAUAUUAGCCAAAGUAGAAAAUGUUGGCAUGGAACUCAAGGAUAUCGUCAAUGAAUUAAAAAAAGAGACAGCUAUGGCAAAAAAAGCAUAUAAUUUAAAUGAUAAGCAAACAGUGAUUCUUUUCAAAAGGUCCCUUAAAAAGCAAUGGAGGAUACUUAUAGAAAGAGAUAAUUGCCAUCCCCUGAAAGCAACAAUUGUUAUAUGGUUCCAAAUACCUCUGUGGGUGUGCAUGUCAUUUGCCUUAAGAAAUUUAGUUAACAUGAAUCCACCAGACCCUUCUGCAAUGGUUACUUUUAUGGAACUGUCAACGGGUGGGAUAGGUUGGAUUCCUAAUUUAAUAGAACCUGACCAUUCUUUAAUUCUCCCAGUGGCAUUUGGAUUAACAAACUUAGCAAUAAUAGAAAUACAAAGAAUGUCAAAAUUAAGGACACCAUCAAAACUUUACAAUGUCUUUACUAAUGUCUUUAGAGUAUUUUCAAUAGCAAUGAUACCUAUUGCAGCAAAUGUGCCUUCAUGUAUGUGUCUGUAUUGGGUCACAUCUAGCAGCUUUGGACUGAUACAGAACAUCUGCCUUCUUUCACCAUCAUUGAGAAGAAAAUUAAGAAUACCAUUAGCUCCAAGUGAGCUGGAAGACCCAUAUAAACACAUGAAAGAAGAAAUAAACAAUAAAUUCAGAAAUAUACUGCCAAAAAAGUCUUAACAUGUCAUUUAACAGUAUUUUAUAAGCAUAGUGAAAUAAAUAAUUUUUGUUUUUCA